UGCUAUAUCACAGAGUACAUGGGCAAGAUCGACCAAUUGGGUUCCGGUCGCGAACGCUUUCAGCUGCUGAGCGUAAUUACGCGCAAAUUGAAAGAGAGGCAUUGGCAGUUGUCUUCGGGGUUACAAAGUUCCGGGAAUAUCUGCUCGGGAAUCAUUUCACGCUUGUGACAGAUCACAAACCUCUUCUGAGCCUUUUCAGCCCCGACAAGCCCGUUCCCGCCAUGGCCGCUGCCCGGAUUCAGCGUUGGUCCCUCUUGCUGAGCGCCUACAACUACAAAAUUCAGUUCAAGCCAGGAAAGACGUUGAUUCCUGCAGACACCCUCAGCCGUUUACCGGUGCGGCAGGAGCAUAACAACACUAAGGCUGCAGAAGAUGACGCUCGUGCGUGCAACAGUGGCCCACCGCUGAGCAAAGACGUCUGGUUCAAGAACUACGGAGUGGGUGACAAAUGGAAACCAGGCUCGUUAGAGUCCACCGAAGGCUCGCGAAUGGCAACGGUAAAGACAGCAGAUGGGGAGCAACAUCGCCGCCACCUCGACCAGCUAAAAACCAGGAGGACCAGCGUGGGAGGAGAAGCGAUGGAACCCGAGGCCCCCAUGCAAGCAGCAACGACUAAAGGCAGCCAGAACGCAGCGGCAGACUCGCAGUCUCAAGGACACGACAGCAGUCACAGUCAGGUUCAAGUAGGCACCGACAUUCGAACGCCGUCAGACGGGCGGGCCGAAGCCGAGGUUGCUACCAGAGAGCCGCAAGUGACUGACCGGGCUGAAGUGACACUGCGUAGGUCGAAGCGGAAGCCCCGGCCCCCGGAUCUCCCGGCCCCCGGCUCUCGUGUCUCGCGAUGUUGCUCCCCAUCUGCUGUCUUUACCGUUGCCAUUCGCGAGCCUUCGGUGGACUCUAACGAGCCUGGUUUCCAUUUGUCACCCACUCCGUAG
Messenger RNA from Dermacentor albipictus, 935 nucleotides. NCBI's taxonomy places the organism in Eukaryota, Metazoa, Arthropoda, Arachnida, Ixodida, Ixodidae. The record is from RefSeq and is a predicted model, not a curated record.